Capsella rubella is the source of this 2166-nucleotide messenger RNA. RefSeq names its product L-type lectin-domain containing receptor kinase IV.4. The transcript has a single exon. The record is from RefSeq and is a predicted model, not a curated record. Gene Ontology annotation, biological process: protein phosphorylation. NCBI's taxonomy places the organism in Eukaryota, Viridiplantae, Streptophyta, Magnoliopsida, Brassicales, Brassicaceae. Bases 1 to 2022 code for a protein of 673 amino acids. Gene Ontology annotation, molecular function: ATP binding; carbohydrate binding; protein kinase activity. Gene Ontology annotation, cellular component: plasma membrane.
AUGUUCUUCAUCAUCAAGCUCUUCACCAUCUUCUUCUUAAGCUUCUUUUGUCAAUCCCUAAUGUCCUCUUCCCAAAUAGUCCACUUCACGUACAAUGGCUUCCGUCCUCCACCGACAGACAUAUCCAUCCAAGGGAUUGCCACCAUUACACCCAAAGGUCUCUUGAUGCUAACCAACACAACCGUGCAGAGCACCGGUCACGCCUUCUUUACCAAACCGAUCCGGUUCAAAGAUUCUCCAAGCGGCACCGUCUCGUCUUUCACCACUACCUUUGUGCUGGCUAUUCACUCUCAGCUCCCCCUUGUUGGCACCCACGGCAUGGCCUUUGUCGUUGCUCCUAGCCCUAGCCUCCCAUUUGCCAGCCCCUUACAAUACCUUGGUCUCUUUAAUGUCUCAAACAACGGUAAGGAUAGUAAUCAUGUAUUCGCUGUCGAGUUUGACACGAUUAUGAAUAUCGAGUUCAAUGAAACGGACAAUAACCAUGUUGGGAUCGAUAUCAACAGCUUGAACUCGGUUAAAACUUCGCCUGCUGGGUACUGGAACGAGAAAGCUGAUCAGUUUAAUAAUCUUACUUUGAUCAGUAGUAAACGUAUGCAGGUUUGGAUCGACUACGAUUGUCAUACCAAUCGAAUCGAUGUGACGAUGGCUCCUUUCAAAAAGAAUAAACCUAGAACACCACUUGUUUCUAUCGUCAGAGACCUGUCGUCGGUUCUUUUGCAAGAUAUGUACGUAGGUUUCUCGUCUGCGACUGGUAAUAUUGUGUCCGAACAUUUCGUUCUUGGGUGGAGUUUUCGGGUGAACGGGGAAGCUCAGCCAUUGGCCUUAUCGAAACUUCCGGAGUUGCCUGUAUUGGAUUCAAAACCCACGAGAGUCAAAAGCUUCUACCGGAACUGGGUGCCGUUGAUUUCUGUCAUGUUGAUUUCUCUCUUGCUUAUUAUCUUCCUCGUGCGCUUUAUCGUGAGGAGGAGGAUAAAGUUUGCUGAGGAGCUCGAAGAUUGGGAAACAGAGUUCGAGAAGAACAGAUUAAAGUUCAAGGACUUGUACUACGCCACCAAAGGGUUCAAGGAUAAGAACCUUCUUGGAUCAGGCGGCUUCGGGAGGGUUUACAGAGGCCUAAUGCCCAAGACAAAGAAGGACAUCGCCGUGAAAAGAGUCUCCAACGAGUCCAGACAAGGGUUGAAAGAGUUUGUAGCUGAGAUCGUUAGUAUUGGACAGAUGAGUCACCGGAACUUAGUCCCUCUCUUGGGAUAUUGCCGCCGGAGAGAUGAGCUUCUUCUGGUGUACGAUUACAUGCCCAAUGGAAGCUUAGACAAGUAUUUGUACAACAGUCCAGAGGUAACCCUCGAUUGGAAACAGAGGUUUAAAGUCAUUAAUGGUGUGGCCUCUGCCUUGUUCUACCUCCAUGAGGAAUGGGAACAAGUGGUGAUUCACCGCGACGUCAAAGCCAGUAAUGUCUUAUUAGACGCGGAGCUCAAUGGGAGGCUUGGUGACUUCGGUUUAGCUCAGUUGUGUGAUCACGGGUCUGAUCCUCAGACAACGCACAUAGUUGGAACGUGGGGAUACCUAGCCCCCGAUCACAUCAGGACAGGACGGGCCACGACCAGUACUGAUGUUUUUGCGUUUGGGGUGCUCCUGCUAGAAGUGGCGUGCGGUAGACGUCCUAUCGAGAUUAAUCACGUAAGUGGUGAAAGGGUCGUACUUGUGGAUUGGGUUUUUGGGUUCUGGAUGGAGGGAAACAUCUUGAAUGCUACGGAUCAGAAUCUAGGCUCCGAGUAUAACCAAGGAGAGAUCGAAAUGGUUUUGAAGCUAGGUUUGUUGUGCUCUCACGCUGACCCACUAGCUAGACCAACUAUGAGACACGUGCUACAAUAUCUAAGGGGAGAUUCAACGUUACCAGAACUGUCGCCGGUAGACUUACGUGGGAGUGGGAUCAUGUUGGGAACCAACCAUGGAUUUAAUGAGUCAGGCAUGUUUACCACUGGAUCUUCAGUUGCUUAUUCUGUACUCUCCAGCGGUAGAUGAUUUUCGUAUAUCAUGACGUUUCUAGCUAUAAAGCAAUUAUCUACAAAAUAUAGAGGACCAUGUUUACGUAGAAUAUUGUAUGUACCAGUUUAUUCUUAUUUCUUAAUGAUGUUGCAUGCAAAUUAAAGUAGAAGUGGUUGAUGU